AUGACACCACAGAAGCGGAACGACGUGCCGUUCCAAUGGUCGAAGUCGUGCGAAGAAGCGUUUAGGAAGGUGAAGCAGGAGAUGCAAUCCGACAGCUUUCUGGUGCAUUACAACCCCGAGUUGCCACUGGUGUUGGCGACUGAUGCAUCUCCCUACGGUGUCGGAACCGUCCUUAGUCACGUCCUGCUGGACGGAUCGGAACGGCCUAUACAAUACGUGUCGCAGACCUUGAACGAGACACAACGUAAGUACAAACAAGUUGAUCGUGAAGCGUAUGCUAUUGUUUUCGGCAUUCGACGGUUCCACCAGUACUUGUACGGGCGCAAGUUCGUUCUCUACACGGACAACGAGCCUGUAAAGCAGAUUUUCUCCGAGACGAAGGGAUUACCAACUAUGUCAGCCUUGAGAAUGCAACACUAUGCGACUUUCCUCCAAUCCUUCGAUUACACAAUCAAAUUCCGCCCCACUAAGCAGCAUUGCAAUGCGGACGCGUUUUCACGGUUGCCGAUAGCUACGAAGCAGCCGGACAACGUCGUAGAAGAAGUCGCCAUGCUGGAAACCAGUAUCAUCGAGACGAUGCCGGUAACGGUCGAGGACUUGGCCAAGGGAACUGCGGCCGACGGUUCGGUCAAGUUGCUGCAUCAUGGACUACGAAACGGAAAGACAGUAGAGGCGAAGGAUCGAUUCGGUAUCGAUAGAAACGAAUUCUCCUUGCAGCAAGGGUGUAUUUUGCGGGGUAUUCGGGUUUACAUUCCACCUGAACUUCGGACGAAGGUACUCAACGAACUGCAUUCCAUUCAUUUUUGCCGCCUAAAAGCACUCGCCAGAGGAUACGUCUGGUGGGAACGCAUUGACAGGGACAUCGAAGAGUUAGUCAAGAACUGUGCGUCCUGUCAAGUUACGAAUCCUGCAAAAGCUCCGUUACAUUGCUGGGAACAUGCUGCACAGCCGUUCGAACGAGUACACGUGGAUUUCGCUGGGCCGUUUAUGGGGAAGUAUUUCAUCGUCUUCGUCGACGCGUACACGAAUUGGCCAGAGGUGAAGAUUCUACGGGACAUUACGACGGCUACGACUAUCAACGCCUGUACACAGCAAAUAAUUUUGUAA
Aedes albopictus (Asian tiger mosquito) is the source of this 1107-nucleotide messenger RNA. RefSeq lists its product as uncharacterized. Gene Ontology annotation, molecular function: nucleic acid binding. The record is from RefSeq and is a predicted model, not a curated record. The coding region runs from base 1 to 1107 and encodes 368 amino acids. The transcript has 2 exons. Lineage: Eukaryota; Metazoa; Arthropoda; Insecta; Diptera; Culicidae.